Messenger RNA from Fundulus heteroclitus (mummichog), 4546 nucleotides. RefSeq names its product ectonucleotide pyrophosphatase/phosphodiesterase family member 2 (gene enpp2l). NCBI's taxonomy places the organism in Eukaryota, Metazoa, Chordata, Actinopteri, Cyprinodontiformes, Fundulidae. Bases 213 to 2777 code for a protein of 854 amino acids. Gene Ontology annotation, molecular function: phosphatidylcholine lysophospholipase A1 activity; polysaccharide binding; calcium ion binding. Gene Ontology annotation, biological process: phosphatidylcholine catabolic process; immune response. The transcript has 25 exons. The record is from RefSeq and is a predicted model, not a curated record.
GCAGCUGUCACCAUUACUUCAUUCUCAUUGGCCCAGUACCGAGAGAGGCAAACAACGGGGGAGAGAGAAAGCGCCGGACCCCUGCGCUCUGCGCCAUCGAUCUGCAGAGGGGCAGCGAGGAUCCUCUAUCCGACUCAGGGCACGGAUUUCGGAGUUUUCUUUCCUCGCUUAUCUUCUGGAAUGCCAAAGGUGGAUCCGCUUUUUGGAACAGGAUGCUGCUGGGCAAUUUGAUAGUGUUAGUGUUCUGUCUUUGGGGAACGGAUGUCAGUAGAGCUCACAUAUUUGAAGCCACACGAUCUGGAGAAGGAGAUAACUGGUCACCUGUCACUAAACUUGUAUCGGAGUGGGUCAGCACCGCGGGUUCCUGUAAGGGGAGGUGCUUUGAGCUGGAGGUGGCGGACCCUCCGGGAUGCAGAUGUGACAAUCUGUGUAAAACUUACCUCAGCUGCUGCUCCGACUUCGAUGCUCACUGCCUGAAAACUGCGAGGGGGUUUGAGUGUACGCCUGAUCGUUGUGGGGAGGAGAGGAAUGAAGACCACGCCUGCCACUGCUCAGAGGAUUGCCUGGAGCAAGGAGACUGUUGUUCGAACUACAAAUCCACCUGCAAAGAUGAGAAUUCGUGGUUGGAGGACAGCUGUGAGGAGAUCAAGAGUCCUGAAUGUCCUGCAGGUUUCAUUCGUCCUCCGCUCAUCAUGCUGUCUGUUGAUGGAUUCAGAGCCUCCUACAUGAAGAAGGGCCCAUUUGUCAUCCCCAACUUACAUAAACUCAGGUCAUGUGGCGUAUCGCCCCCAUACAUGCGGCCAGUCUACCCAACAAAGACGUUUCCAAAUUUAUACACGUUAGCCACAGGUCUGUACCCGGAGUCCCAUGGAAUUGUGGGAAACACCAUGUAUGACCCAGUGUUCAAUGCCACCUUCAGCCUGCGCACAAGGGAGAAACUGAACCACCGCUGGUGGGGUGGACAGCCAAUCUGGAUUACAGCCGAGAAACAGGGUGUAAAAGCAGGAACUUUCUUCUGGCCAUGGGUGAUUCCUCUUGAAAGAAGGAUUUUGACCAUUCUCCGAUGGCUGAAGCUUCCAGAUCAAGAGAGGCCGUAUGUUUAUGCAGUCCACUCAGAGCAGCCGGAUACCUUUGGUCAUCGUCUUGGACCACUCAGCAGCGAGCUGGACAACCCCCUGAGGGAAAUCGACAACAUCAUUGGUCAGCUUAUGAAUGGUCUCAAACAGAUGAAUCUGCACCGAUGUGUCAACGUCAUCAUUGUGGGAGAUCACGGUAUGGAAGAAACCCACUGUGACAGGACAGAGUUCCUCAGCAGCUAUCCUCUAAACUUAGAUGACAUCAUGCUCAUCCCUGGCUCCAUUGGUAGAAUACGCCCCCGUGACCCCAAGUCAACCACAUAUGACCCAAAGGUCGUGGUUGGAAACCUUACUUGUAAAAUGCCUUCUCAGCACUUUAAACCAUACCUGAAGCAGCAUUUACCCAAGAGGCUUCACUACGCCAACCACCGCAGGAUCGAAGAUGUCCAGCUGAUGAUGCAGAGGAAGUGGCACAUUGCUAAGAAGACGCCAGAAAAACCCAGAACUCGGUGUGGUUUCUUUGGUGACCAUGGCUUCGACAACAGGAUAACCAGCAUGAGGACGAUCUUUGUCGGCCAUGGACCAAGCUUCAAAUUUCAGAAAAGUGUGCCAGAGUUUGACAAUAUAGAGCUAUACAACGUCAUGUGUGACCUGUUGGGGUUAAAGCCAGCUCCUAACAACGGGACACAUGGCAGCCUGAACGACAUGCUGAAGAAUCCACCGUUCCAGCCCACCUUGCCAGAGGAAGUCACACCUCCGUCACCUGCAUCCGACCCCGACAACGCAAUGACUCAAGAUCUGGGAUGCAGCUGUGAGGAUGAGAACAGGGUGGAGGAGGUCAUUGAAACCUUCACCCCUGCACCCGAUGGGAUUUACAGCUACAACAGAACCCAUCUUCCGUUUGGUCGGCCGGCGGUGAUGUUCAACACUCAGUACAGUCUACUUCAUCAUGUGGAAUUCAUCAGUGGAUACAGCAAAGAGCUGGCAAUGCCACUCUGGACAGCAUUCACGCUGCCCCAAAAGGAGUAUCUGGCUCCCAUUCCGGAGGUUUCUCCCUCUGCCAACUGUAUCCGAGUCAACCCGAGAGUUUCGUCAGUACACAGUUUGAGCUGCACAGCCUACAACAAGAACAGCCACCUGACUUAUGGCUUCCUCUUCCCCCCAGAUCUGGCAACGUCUCCAGAGUCCAGAUAUGAUUCUUCGCUCAUCACCAACACUGUUCCCAUGUACCCUGCUUUUAAAAGGAUAUGGACUUACCUGCAGGGGACGCUGCUUAGACGUUACAGUGAUGAAAACAAUGGUAUCAAUGUUCUGUCCGGGCCAAUCUUCGACUAUAACUAUGACGGCCUCCGAGACACCACGGAGCAGAUUAAAGAGUUUUCAGUGGACACGCCGCCCAUUCCUACCCACUUCUACGUUAUUGUGACAAGCUGCCAGGAGAUUAACCAGACGGUGGAUGAGUGUGACGGGGCGCUCAAGGUGUUUUCCUUCAUCCUUCCUCACCGGCCAGACAACAGUGAAACCUGCAAUAGCGCCGAGGAAGAGUCCCUGUGGGUUGAAGACAUGCUGAAGCACCACACGGCCCGGGUUCGGGAUGUGGAGAUCUUGACGGGCCUGGACCUGUACCGAUCGACCAACCUCACCUACACCAGCACUCUGAGCCUCAAAACCUACAUAAACACCUUCGAGAGUGACGACUAGACGAACAGAACCAGUCACACAUGCACGGGAUGCCAUGAAACCGUUGUAUUAUGUUUGCAUGCUCACUGAACAGUUGAUAAAUCUAUUUUUACUCCAGUGGAACUGCCUAAGAAGAGUUUUGACAGGGGAAUAAUAUUCUGAUAAUUAAAACCAAUUGAAGGAACUUUAGUGGAAUUCUUGAAUACUGGUUAAAAAAAAAAUUCAGAAAAGCAGCUCCAUGAGAGGUGCAGAUUUGAUAAAUAUAUCAACAUUCUCCAGCACACAUAAAGCACUAAAACACUAAACAGUGUGGCUUUGUAAGUAUAAAUAAUCUUCACCUAAUUAUCAUACUGAACAUCAAAUGUAAACGACCAAAUCGGAAAAAUGUUCAAUAGCUUUUACUUUAAUACAUAUCUAGAGCUUAGCAGGUUUAAUGCAACGUAAACCUGAAACACCAAACUGGAAAGUGAAAUAAAAUAUUUUUUACCUUAAAUCUGGAGGCAGACUAUGAGUGUUUGUAGUUCACAGGCUAAAGUAAAUUUGCAAAAUUAACAAUGUGUUAAAACAAUCCCUAUUAAAAAAUGAGAAGUGUUUUUUUUUUAGGAAUGCAUAGAUUAAGGUGGUGUAUUUUACCGCUGUUAAUAUGAUUAACUGUUCUCUAACAUCCUUAAAUAUGAAGCUCAAUGGUAAUUGAGCUCUUCUGGUAAUACAUAUUACUGGAAACAAGAAAACACACAUAGCCCUGUGAUCUGUGCGCAAUUAAAAAGGCCCGGCUAUCAACAGAAAGGACAUGGCCAUGUCAAAUACUUCUUCAUUUCCAAGUGUUUGUGUUAACUAAAGCUAGGUACCAUUUGCACAAAAUGCUAUGGAAUUUAAAUCUGCAGAUGAAUACAAAAACUUAGGUUCAUGUCCUUUAAAAGGCUUAAAGAUUGCCCAAAGUUCAUGCAUAUAAUUCAAAACAAUAUAUUGUGGCUGCAUUAUUAAAGUAACCUGAUAAAAUAGCUUGGUAGCCAACCGUUUGCAGUUUUCUGAGUUAACCAAAGUGAACCACACUUUUCUCUUUGUGGGACUAUAGUUACAUUUGUUUCUGCGUCAUUACAUAGAUGCAAAGUAAAGCAAAAACAUUUAUAUAUUUACCCAAAUAAUUACUUAUGGUGUACAUGCAGCAAAUACAACAGAUAGCUUUGGCUUGGAAAAAAAAUCUGAUCACAGGAAUGGUAUUGCGUCUGUGAACUUUCUCCUUUUUUUUUUUUGUAAAAUAAAUAUUUACUAUGACAUAACUGAAUAUGUUAAUAAAGACAAUUCGGGCCCUGACUCUGUAACCAAAUAGUCAGGGUUACAGGGUCACAGUGCAUAGUUAAAAAAACUACCCCACAUAGUAACCUAAUAACCAGUUCCCUGUUCUGUUCAAUUUGGACUGAGUUGAUCUUUUUUUUUUUUUGUGGUAUCAUAACAUUAAUAGCACCCAGUGAAAUAGCAAUAAUUCAGUGGCUCUAUUCCACCACAUUCACCUUCAAAACAGAUAGAAAUCCAGCCCUAAAUGUUUGUAUUUCUAUCUGUUUGUACAAUGCUUAAAAAAGAAAAAGAAAAUUUUAUUAAAAAUCAUAUCAUUCGUGUCAAUUAAAAGUGUAUUCUUUUUCUUUCUGUAAGUUGUCUCCAUCAGCUCAAACUUAGACGCUAGGGUGAGAUGUAAUUAGCGAUGACAUUUUCAAUUAACUUCAGUCGGGACAUUGGUCGACUUCUAUUUGUAGAGAGGUGCAGAGUUCAUUAUACUCUCUGUCUGAUAAAAA